Nerophis lumbriciformis (worm pipefish) is the source of this 5401-nucleotide messenger RNA. RefSeq names its product RAB31, member RAS oncogene family (gene rab31). The record is from RefSeq and is a predicted model, not a curated record. Gene Ontology annotation, molecular function: GTP binding; GTPase activity. NCBI's taxonomy places the organism in Eukaryota, Metazoa, Chordata, Actinopteri, Syngnathiformes, Syngnathidae.
CAUGCUAUACGUUAUAUAACAAUCUGUCACUCCUAAUCGCUAAAUCCCAUGAAAUCUUAUACGUCUAGUCUCUUACGUGAAUGAGCGAAAUAAUAUUUGAUAUUUUACGGUAAUGCGUUAAUAAUUUCACACAUACCGUAUUUUUCGGACUUUAAGUCUCAGUUUUUUUCAUAGUAGGGUGCGACUUAUACUCAGGAGCGACUUAUGUGUGUACGUAUGUACGUAAAGUAUCAAAUAAUAUUAUUUAGCUCAUUCACGUAAGAGACUAGACGUAUAAGAUUUCAUGGGAUUUAGCAAUUAGGAGUGACAGAUUGUUUGGUAAACGUAUAGCAUGUUCUAUAUGUUAUAGUUAUUUGAAUGACUCUUACCAUAAUGUGUUACGUUAACAUACCAGGCACGUUCUCAGUUGGUUAUUUAUGCCUCAUAUAACGUACACUUAUUCAGCCUGUUGUUCACUAUUCUUUAUUUAUUUUAAAUUGCCUUUCAAAUGUCUAUUCUUGGUGUUGGGUUUUAUCAAAUACAUUUCCCCCAAAAAUGCGACUUAUACUCCAGUGCGACUUAUAUGUUUUUUUCCUCCUUUAUUAUGCAUUUUCGGCCGGAGCGACUUAUACUCCGAAAAAUACGGUGAGUCGCUCCUGAGUAUAAGUUGCACCCCCGGCCAAACUAUGAAAAAAAACUGCGACUUAUAGUCCGAAAAAUACGAUAUAUAGAAGAUGAACACAUUUUCAUCACUGCUACCAUGCACGGAAACAAACAGCUGGAAGGAGUCUUCUUAGUCUACACUACUUCUUUCUAUUAUUUCCAUGAGAAUCUUGUUUUAUACCUCGGUUACACGGUUUUGUUUUUCAUUUCAUUUCGCAAUCAACUAUCAAAGCUGGCAAAGUGCUGCUUUGUACAUGAAAGCAUAAUGUAUUUUCAGCUAUUUUAUAUAUCCGAUUGACUUGUAUUGGAUGGGUUAUGCCAGUGCUCUCAUCUAGCCUCAUGAUCUGGCAUGAUAAUGACAUUAAUCCUGUGACUGAAUAAUUUUAGCUCCCUCAUAUUAUUGUUGUUGUUGCACACAUUUGUGCUUUGAAGAAUAAAAAUGUUCAAAUGAAUAUUUUUUGUUUUUUCUCCCUGAUUUAAAAGUUGUUUUUUUUAAACCCAACAUUACUUGUUACUAACGUGUUUCUAUAUUUAGUGCUUCCUACUUUCCAUGACACAUUCUUUGUUUGUCUUUUGUCCAAAUAUGGUGUUAAAGUGGAAUGGCAAAAGUAUAUAACAAAGGAAUAACUAUUGCGGGAGCAAAUUGUCUUUUAAUGACGCAGAAAUGAGGGUUGAAGUUAUUUUUCAUCCACCCAACUUUUUGUCAUAUUUGCUGUUUCCGAGCUAGGAAAGAGUGUCGAGUUGAACAACAUAUCCACGGGCUAUUCAGGAAGCAGGCACAAUUAAAGCAUGCGUAUUCAUUUCUGUUUGCUUUCAGGUGGAACUUAAAAGCUGGAAAAACAACAAAAAUUACAUUUUUCGGUGCCACCUUAAAAAUAUCUGUGCCCUUUUUAGCUUUAAAAACUAAAUUGUGCGCCUUUUUGUCAAUUGCGCUCUUAUUGUGGAAUACCCCACCGGAUGUGAGUGUUAUGUCUCAUGCGGGGGAUGUUCUUGCUGAUGGUCAGCAACUCUGUCCUGGGUUGGGUUUUUCUCAUAUUGAAAGAAAAAAAAAAGAGAGUUGGAAGCAUGACGAGACAAAGACACCAAGUGAACAUUUGACAAAUUAUGAUUUAGACACGUUUGUAACGCACCAUGGCGAUAAGGGAGCUCAAAGUUUGCCUUUUGGGGGACACAGGAGUCGGCAAGUCCAGCAUUGUCUGUCGCUUUGUGCAGGACCACUUUGACCACAACAUCAGCCCCACCAUAGGAGCGUCGUUCCUGACCAAGACAGUGCCGAGUGGAAAUGAACUACAUAAAUUCCUCAUCUGGGACACGGCGGGACAGGAGAGGUUCCACUCGUUAGCACCUAUGUACUACAGAGGAUCGGCGGCGGCUGUCAUUGUGUAUGACAUCACUAAGCUGGACUCGUUCCAGACACUGAAGAAGUGGGUGAAGGAACUGAAGGAGCACGGGCCUGAGGACAUUGUUGUCGCCAUAGCAGGGAACAAGAACGAUUUAGGAGACAUCAGGGAAGUACCCAUGAAGGAGGCCAAGGAGUUUGCCGAAUCAAUCGCUGCCAUCUUCAUCGAGACGAGCGCCAGGAACGCUGUCAACGUGGAGGAGCUCUUCCAGAAAAUCAGCAAACAGAUUCCGCCGCUGGAAAACCCCGACAUGGAGAUCAACGAGUCUUUCAAACUGACCCGGCAGCCCGCUCUGUCCAGCAGAAAGUGUUGCUAGUAGUGGUGCGGUGAACAAAAACUUCCAGUUUCAGUAUUUCUCAAAUGCCGUCCUCUGGUGGCGUGAGGCUGAAUUGCAACCCCAGUCUGUACGGUAAAGUCCAGAGCUUAUUAUGUAGAAAGGAAAAAGUGGUAGAAAAUGGAUAGAUGGAUGGAAUUCUUACACCACUUUUCCCUUCCCUCAAAGCACAGUGGCUCUUAAACGGUAGCAGUUUUCAUCCUAAUUCCACUUUUAUUUGUACAGAAUGUAGCACAGGUGCAGCCUUUUAUUCCACUAAUUUGCUGUUUUUAAGGGUUUUAUCAACUGCAAUGCUGCUCACAAUAACUGUCAUGGUGGUUACAGUAUAGCGCCCCCCUGCUAAAACACUGUAAGCCUUCACCUAAUAGAAUUGUUUACAUUGACUCAUUUGCCUUGUGUUUUCACCACAGGGACGAUGUGCGUCUUUCCAUGUGUUGUUACCCAACAAGUGUUCUGCAUUCUACUUUUUUUGUACGAUUAAGCAUGUAGAAAGUGUUUUAGUGUCAUAAAACAGGGGUGUCGAACGUGCGGCCCGAGGGCUGGAUCAGGCCCGCAAACAGGUGUUAUCCGGCCCGCGGGAUUUGAUUUGAUUUGAUUUUUAUUAAGGAUCUCCAUUAGCUGGUUGCCACAACAACCCACUAGUCUUCCUGGGGUCCACAAACUCAAUACAAUUACAAGUAAAACAUAUAAUUAUAACAGAAAAAAAUAAAAGCAUCAAUAAAAAAAUAAUAAUAAUCACCAUACAAAUAUAACUACACAAUACAAAACCUAACAAAAAUCAUCAAUAAGCAAACUAAUUUACAGACUCGGAUAAGUUUGCUAAAUAUAAAAAUGAACCUGAAUUUUUUUUAAUGAAAGAACCAGCUGUUCUCAAUGUGUCCACUGGAUGUCGCAAUAGCAAUUCUUUGUAUCUUUGUAGAUUAUGCUACAUAUGUACAAAAAUCAAACUACAUAAAUAACAUCCUUUAAUUUGAUUUUGAUAUAAUUUUAUCUUGAUUAGAGAUGUCCGAUAAUAUCGAAAUAAAUGCUUCAAAAUGUGAUAUCGGAAAUUAACGAUAUCUGUUUCAAAAAGUAAAAUUUAUGACUUUUUAAAACGCCGCUGUGUACACGGACGUAGGGAGAAGUACAGAGCGCCAAUAAACCUUAAAGACACUUCCUUUGCAUGCCGGCCCAGUCACAUAAUAUCUACGGCUUUUCACACACACACAAGUGAAUGCCAAGCAUACUUGGUCAACAGCCAUACAGGUCACACUGAGGGUGGCCGUAUAAACAACUUUAACACUGUUACAAAUAUGCGCCACACUGUGAACCCACACCAAACAAGAAUGACAAACACAUUUCGGGAGAACAUCCACACCGUAACACAACAUAAACACAACAGAACAAAUACCCAGAACCCCUCGCAGCACUAACUCUUCUUGGACGCUACAAUAUACCCCUCCCCCGCUACCUCCUACACCCCCACCUCAAUCUCCUCAUGCUCUCUCAGGGAGAGCAUGUCCCAAAUUCCAAGCUUCUGUUUUGAGGCAUGUUAAAAAAAAAUAAUGCACUUUGUGACUUCAAUGAUAAAUAUGGCAGUGCCAUGUUGGCAUUUUUUUCCAUAACUUGAGUUGAUUUAUUUUUGGAAAACCUUGUUACAUUGUUUAAUGCAUCCAGAAAAAAAUUAGGCAUAAUAAUGUGUUAAUUCCACGACUGUAUAUAUCGGUAUCAGUUGAUAUCGGAAUCGGUAAUUGAGAGUUGGACAAAUCGGAUAUCGGCAAAAAAGCCAUUAUCGGACAUCUCUUAUCUUGAUAGAUUGAAAAUGAACACCAAUGAGUUGACUGAUUAACAUUAUCACAUAAUUUAUUCAGAAAGUAUAAAUAACGACAAAUAAAGCAUAUGUACUAUUAACCGCAACAGGUAAUUGUAAGCAAAAACAAAAAAACAACAACAUUAUGCUCUGCAAAAACUGAAAUCUAAGUAAGAUUAAAUAUCUCAAAUAAGGAUGAUAUUUGCUUAUUUUCUGUCUGAUAAGAUCAUUCUUCUCACUAAGCAGAUUUUAUGUUGGAGUGUUUUACUUGUUUUAAGUGUUUUGGUCCUAAAUAAUCUUAGUAAGAUAUUACAGCUUGUUGCUGAGAUUUGAUGACCUAUAUUGAGUAAAACAUGCUUGAAACUAGAAUAUCAACUGUGUCAUCAACACUCACAAGUAUAAAACUACUUUUUUAAAGUAAUAAUUUCUUACUUCAAGCAUGAAAAAAAUAUCAUGAUGCCGAGCGCAUAUCAUUAUGUCAAGAUAAUGGCACUAGCAUUUACUUCAUUUAAGAAUAUUUUUCCACAUUUUUUUUUUCUACCAAGAAAAGUGCACUUGUUAUUAGUGAGAAUAUACUUAUUUUAAGGUAUUUUUGGGUUCAUUGAGGUUAGCUAAUUUGACUUGUUUUGGAAAGUCUUGACAAGCCGAAUUUUCUUGUUCUAUUGGCAGAUAAUUUUGCUUAGUUCAAAUAAAAUACCCCUCAUUUUUGUAUAUUUUUUUUCUUGUUUUUGAACACUGACUUUUUGCAGUGUGAUUUGUACAAUUUCAGAAUGAGCUUGUUCUAUUUUUAAACAAAGAAAACAAUCUGAAGUUGUCUUCGUUUUUAAGUUAUCGUGCCGUGAUUUUACCAGUCCGGUCCAUUUGGGAGUAGAUUCUUCUCCCAUGUGGCCCCCCCGAUCUAAAAUGAGUUUGACAUCCCUGUUGUAAACUAACGUGUUACUGUAUAUAUGAGGGAGGUUUUUGCAGCAAUCCUGCGUCCUCUGGCCACAUUUGAUCACGCUCUUAUCUCAUAGAUGCUGAAACUAAUUGAUCUUACAAGGGGAUACCACCAGGCAGGCAGGUGGGCACCAAUCAGGUGGGAGCGGAGCUGCACGUAACCUGGUAAAGGACUAAAUGACUUUACAUUCAUCGCUAUACAAAAGUGCCUUUUUUUCUGUCAAGAAUCAUGCAUGCUGUUCUUGUAUCCUGUGUAACUUCUUUAUGUAAUUAAUCAAUGUAAUAAAAUUGUGAUUAUUC